AUGUCCGACAAUGAAACCUCGAAGCUAAUCAAAUUGGUUCAGGAUUCUUUUAAAGAUGAUCCUAAAACAAUAAGGUUAGGAACGAGGGAUAUUCGUGAAAUUCCUGUGGAAUUAAUAAAUUUAUUAGCUAAAGAUAAUUAUAAAGUUGAAAGAUUUGGACUUGAAACAAAUCAUUUGUCAACUCUUCCAACAGAAUUUUGUAAAUUAUCAUAUUUAAGAUAUUUAAACGUUUCUAACAAUGCAUUUAAAGAUUUUCCUGAGACGUUAUGUGCAAUGCCAAGUUUGGAAAUAUUGGAUAUUAGCAAGAACAGAAUUAAGAAAUUACCAAAUGAUUUUGGAAAAUUAAUGUCACUGAAGUUAUUGAAAAUAUCCAAAAAUUUAAUAAGAAUAAUUCCUAAUUAUAUUGCGGAUAUGAAAGAUUUACAAUAUUUAAAAAUUGAUAAUAAUCCAAUUCGUUUUCCACCAAGAGCUAUUCAUAUAAUGCCAAAAGGUGAUGAAAAAGAAGUCAUGAUAAGUUGGUUAGCUAAACUAAAAGAAUAUUUAAGACACACAGAGGAAGUUUAUCAAGAUGAAAUGACAAAUAAUAAGCUAUUAAAAAAAUCUUCUUCAGUUGAUAGUAUUAACAAUCUGGAAUCUAAUUUGGAUUCACGUAUAACUAGUGAAAAUUCAAAUUAUUUAAAUACUAUAACCGAGGAUGAACAAGUAACCUCUAAAUUUGAAAAGAAAAAAGCAAGUCCUAAAUUAAGUAUAGAUUUACCUUCACGUCGUGAUAGAAGUUUUAGCAAUGACUUGGAUCUUGCAUUAAUGAACUCUCGUAACACUCCUAUUCGAGCACAUUCAAAAAGCUUUUCUCAUACUCAUAAUUCUCCAACAAAUUCUCAUGCAAUUUUGGAGGAGCGUAACAGUGAAUUUUAUUUUCAAAGACUUAAAACUCUUCCUCCGACUGAACAUCUUAGAAUGAGUGAUAUCUCUUUGAGGGAGGCUAGUCGAAAUAUCUUAUACGCGUUGUCUCAAGUGCAUAAAGCUUUACGUCAAUUUGUAAUUUUUACCGGCAAUGAAAAGAUAUUUACUGUUGAUCUUAAUAAGACUAAUCACUCAAUAGGACAAUUAUGUACUGCAUUACAAAAAUUUGACAAUUUUGCUUUGCAAGCAACAGGAGAUGCUGAGCAUUUGGUCAAAUUACUUAGUGCAUGUCAAGAAAAUAUAGCAAAUUUCAAAGUUCUUUUGGAUCUAUUGAAUAAACAUCUUAAAUAUUUAACUCAACCUUCUGAAAAUUUUCGAUAUUCACGAACCCUUCUCUUAAUGUUUCAUGGUGCUACUGUGGACAUUAAAUUUGCUUGGGAAAAUAUCUCUCCACUUUUGAAUAAUAAUACUCCUUUUACAGGUUCUUCAACACCUAUGCGAUCAAAAUCAAUGUCACGUUCAAAUAGUAGUAGUAAUCUUAAUGGUAUUCCUCAUUCUUCUGCGUCUGUAAUUAAUGGUUCCUCAAGCAGUGUUAGUACUCCGUCUACUGCUGGAAUGUCUCCAUCUUCUUCUCUUGGUCCAUAUUCUGCUGGUUUGAUAAAUAAUUCUUAUACGGACAUUGCAUUACCAAUUUCAAUAUUUGACCAAAUGCUUUCAAAGGUUGAUGCUGCUAUCAAGUCUGUGGAGAAUGUUGGAAAACAUUUAAUCGAUCAAUUAGACAUUGCCAUUGGAACAUCUGUAGAUGAAUAUUCUCCCGCAUUACCUGUGAAAAUAAAGUUAAAAGAAUUAAGAUCACAUGUUAAAAGUGUAUUGGAUGUAACUAAGCAAUUGAAAAAAUCUCGGUUGGCUGUAAAAUUGACACAAAAAGAAGAUUUGAGUAUACAACUUAAAGUUUAUGAUGCCACAAUCAUAUUCCUUCAGGAAACUGUGAAAAUGUCUACAUUAGCCAAAGAUAUUUCACAAGAAUGGCAACUUAGUAGUAAAGUUAUGACAGGACUAGGCCUUGUCACUAAAUCUAAUAUCGAAUUGACUGAUAUUCUUCGAGCAAUUGAAGAAUGGCUU
Molecule: messenger RNA, 2025 nt
Organism: Racocetra persica
Lineage: Eukaryota; Fungi; Glomeromycota; Glomeromycetes; Diversisporales; Gigasporaceae
Source: the annotation of a GenBank genome assembly